CUGUGAGAGAUUUUCUUUCAUGUCUUUGUGUGAGGAACGAUAUCCCGCAAAGUGUAAAAUACGGAACGGUUUUCUUUAGUGAUCCCAAUGGAAAUCCUGCUUCCAUUUUGAUUUGUGAGCUGGAGGUUUGAGGUGCACCACGAGUGAGGUGAUCUUGAAGCUGCAGGGACCUGCCGAUGGCCGGCUCCGGGUUAAUGGCCCGCCUCCCUCUGCACGUCCCGCCUCCUCCAUGGGGAAAGCUGCUGUUCUUGUGCCCCCUGCCUGCGGGCGGCUGGCCUACGAUCGUCCUCGCUGGUCACUGCCCGCUCCGGCCUCCCGCUCCCACACGAUGAGUGAGCCGCUGCGAGAGGCCUCCGGGCCGGCGCCGCCUCUGCUCUCUCCGCCCGCCAGCAGCGACACUCACAAAGGCUGGCUGCACAAAUGGACAAACUACCUGAAGGGUUACCAGCGCCGCUGGUUCGUGCUGAGUAACGGGCUCCUCUCCUAUUACAGCAGCACCUGCUCACCAUCAUGCAGCGGCCUUCAUCCAGGAGGGGGGCCGAUGGGAGGCACACUUGCAAUGGGGACCCAGGCAGAGAUGGGGCACACGUGCAGAGGAACGAUUAACUUGGCAACCACCCACAUCGACAUUGAGGACUCCUGCACCUUUGUGCUGUCAGAUAGUGGACGCACAUACCACCUGAAAGCAAGCUCUGAGGUGGAGCGGCAACACUGGGUGACAGCACUUGAACUGGCCAAAUCCAAAGCUAUUCGGAUGAUGAACAAUCAGUCAGAUGACUCAGGUGACGAGGAACCAACUUCGCAGUCCGAUAAGAGUGAGCUGCACACCACCUUGAGGACCCUAGCCAGCAAGCUUGACGACCUGAGCCAGUGCAAUGAACUCAUCUCGAAGCACGGGGCAGCCCUUCAGAGGUCUCUGAGUGAGCUUGAGAACUUAAAGUUACCAGAUGAGAACGGAGAAAAAAUUAAAACAGUCAAUGAGCGAGCAACCCUCUUCCGCAUCACCUCCAAUGCUAUGAUCAAUGCCUGCCGUGAUUUUCUGGAUUUAGCAGAGACCCACAGUCGCAAAUGGCAGCGUGCUUUGCAGUACGAGCGUGAGCAGCGCAUCCGCCUGGAGGAGACCAUUGAACAACUAGCCAAGCAGCACAACAGCUUGGAGCGUGCCUGCCGUGGAGCACCUGCACUGCCAACAAGCUCCACAGAGGUUUCCAGCGCUAGUAAAGGGAGCUGGACCAGUUCUUGGCUGGGGCAGAGAUCACAUCCUAUAAAAGCGAGAGUGCGUCACGUGAAAGGGGAAACUAGUGAUGAAGAUGAGGAGACUGAAUAUUUCGAUGCCAUGGAGAAUGCACCAGAAUUUAUUACAGUAACCACCGAUCCCACAAAGCACAGGCGUACAGGAAGUAAUAUCAGUGGAACCAGCAGUGAUCAGACUGAAACCUGGAACCUGGAUGACCAUGUUUUUGAGUGUCAGCACCAAGCUUCCUUCAGUGCAUCAACAAGAGGAGAGGCAAAGCCUUACAGAAAGAGGCGGAAUCAAAUCCCAGACAAGCCCAACUACAGCAUUAACCUUUGGAGCAUAAUGAAAAACUGCAUUGGGAAGGAGCUGUCGAAGAUUCCCAUGCCUGUUAACUUCAAUGAGCCUUUAUCAAUGCUUCAGAGACUAACUGAAGACUUGGAGUAUCACGAAUUAUUAGACAAGGCAGCUAGAUGUGAAAAUCCUGCAGAGCAGAUGUGCUAUGUGGCUGCAUUCUCUGUGUCUUCCUAUUCAACAACUACACAUCGCACGGCCAAGCCUUUUAAUCCUCUGCUUGGGGAGACGUUUGAGCUGGACCGGCUAGAAGAGAGCGGCUUCCGCUCACUGUGUGAGCAGGUGAGCCACCAUCCCCCUGCUGCUGCCCACCAUGUUUAUUCGAAAUACGGCUGGACUCUAUGGCAGGAAAUCACCAUUGCGAGCAAAUUCCGUGGGAAGUACCUCUCCAUCAUGCCUCUAGGUGCUAUCCACUUACAGUUCAACUCUGGGGGUCACCACUAUAUGUGGAGGAAGGUCACUUCCACAGUGCACAACAUCAUCGUGGGCAAACUAUGGAUUGACCAGUCAGGCGAGAUCGAAAUCAUAAAUAACGAGACGAAGGACAAGUGUCAACUCAAAUUCAGUCCCUACAGCUACUUCUCGCGGGAAUGUGCCAGAAAGGUGACAGGUGUAGUGACAGACUCCGAAGGCAGAGCCACUUACAUCUUGUCGGGGACAUGGGAUGAGAAGAUGGAAUUUGCAAAAGUCGUGGAGAGCAGUCAAGAUGGGACCAGCUGCGAGGGCAAACAGAAAACAGUCUACCAGACUCUGCCGCCCAAAGUGCUGUGGAGGAAGUAUGCACUUCCAGAAAAUGCAGAAAACAUGUACUACUUUUCUGAACUGGCAUUGACCCUGAAUGAAAUGGAGAGCGGAACUGCUCCAACUGACAGUCGCUUGCGACCAGAUCAACGUCUGAUGGAGAAUGGUGAUUGGGAGGAGGCGAACGUGGAAAAGCAGCGAUUGGAGGAGAAGCAGAGAGCCGUGCGGCGCUUGAGAGAGGCAGAGGCCGCCACAGCUGCGGAGGAAGGCAGCGAGUAUGAACCCUACCAACCAAUAUGGUUUGAGAAGAAAGAGGACCCCAUCAGUGGAGAGGACAUGUUUGUUUACAAAGGUGGCUACUGGGAGUGCAAGGACACCCAGGACUGGAAGAUGUGCCCAGAUAUCUUCUGAGCACCGUUGACCUGGGCCCAGUGGACUUCAGAGUCUCCCUGCUCACCUGAGGGAGAGGAAAGGAGUGCUGCAACCCUCCACUGCAGAACUCAAAACAGUGGAAACACAGGGCAGCUUUCUGGUACAGACAACGUUAAUGCAAAAGAGCACCAUGGAUACACACUGCAGAAGAGCUACAGACAGCUGUUAGGUUAAGUGUCCGGGAAGUACUGCAAAAGCUGUGGUUUGUUUAGGGAUUGGGCAUGAGCACCAGUACUUUAACAAUCAAAUCCCCCUCCCCAAAAAAAAUGCCAAAGUGUUACAUGUGAUCCAUAUAUUUGGGCACAAAGGAGAUGAUCAUUCAUUAUCACAUUACCCUAACCAGAGAUUUUUUUUUGUCCACUGUUUAAAUCAAAUGAACAGCGCCAACCAGUUGGCUAAGGAAUUUUAUUGCACUCAUCCUGUAUCAGAAGGCAGGUUGGGCUUGUUCAGUCCUGAUGACUUUGGCAUCAAGGAUGGCAGCACUUGUAAAAGCAAGUGGUUCUGACAUAAAAUGGAUCAGCAGCCAAGAGGGAAAGGGCAUUCCACCAGGCUUUCUCGGACUAGGAAUGGAGGGUGAAGUGUAGAUCAUACCAGUGUAAAUGUUGUCCCAUGUCAUAACCUUGUCUAGUUUGAGUAAGUAGUCUUUCAGAUCUGCUUAGAACCUCAUUGUCAUGCUUCUGGGACUUUGUUGCAUAAUUGCAUUAGGCAGGCAGCAAAUCACAUUACAAGCAGCAAAUUUAAGAGAUUUGAACAGAUUGUCACACUGCAUUACUUAGCCUAACUUAUCAUCCAACUUAUCAUCCUACUUCAGCAGCUUGAGCAGAUCAGCCCCACUUUCUGUCCAACUUCCCAACACAAUCAGCUGGGUCACUGACUUAACAGGUUGCUGUCUUGCUGCUGGUAAACUGAACCAUUUCAGAUCAGCAUUUCAUUUUAAGUGUUAAGCCUGCUGCCUGGCAACUUGAUAUCACCCCCUUCUAAUCCAUAGGACUGGAUAAAGCAUGGCUGCCAAGAUUUACAGCACAGUGUGGUGACGAAACCAUGAGCUUGAGUUCUGAGCAUGGUCUGGAUCUCUGUCUCAUUUCUUGCUGUUCUGAUACUGGGCCCUUUAAUUGUCAAAUUAGUUUCUAAGUGGCUAUUAAAGAAUGUGCCUUCUAAGAGCAGGUACAACCUCUUUGUAAAAACUAGCUAUUUAGCAUACUGCAGAAAGUGUUCCCAGGACUGGUGAGACUACAUGGCGGGCUGUACUUUUGGGAGGACAUGUUCCCUAGCAUCCUCCUACCAUUGCGGGUAGAGAUCAUGGAAUAGCCUCUUGGAACCAGCUUGGGUGGGGUUCAGAACGUGAUCUUUCAGACCUGGUUCACUUGUGGGUUAUUUUUCUGUAAAUCAUGUUUCUUGUGUUUAUAUCACAACUUAAUGUGAUGUAUGAUUCAAGGCCGAGUCAUGGCUGGGGACUGGAUGUAAGGCUGGUGCAUUGUCUAAUGUAAAAUGGAAGUAAUCUCUGACCUUGGAGUGGAUGCUUGUGGAUCACACAGGGAUCGCAAGGCACCCUCUCACUGUGCCAGUGCGGACCAACAGAGUGCUGUGCUGACAGUGAGGUGGGUUUGCAUCAGAAGAGCAGGAACACGAAACACGCAAUCUCCAAAUAGGAAAUAGAGCUACUUGGAAAACCGAGCACUUCUCUCCUGAAAGUGACUGUCAGACACUCCGAUAACCUCGCAGAAUGCUGCACAGACACCAGUUUCCCAAUUCAGUGUUCAUUUCCUCAGUUUCCCCACCUGCCACAUUUCCCAACUUAUGGCCAAAUCUGUUGAAUAAAGUGCUAACACUGUUUAGAUCCAUAGGAACCUAGUGUCCAACAAGAGCCCUGCAGGUUGGCUGAUAGCAGCCUCUGAUGCAUUCAAGGGCUGCUGACAGAAUACCAGCCAGAAACCAAUGAAAUGGUCAGUGCAAUCUGUAAUUCUUUGUUCAGCUCCCAAACAGUUCAGGCCUAUUGUUUGUUAUUGCAGAGAGUGGCAGUGAAGAGUAAGGCUGUGUACACAAGCUUCCUUGGAUUGGAUUACCCUUCAGAGGUAUCAGCUAAUUGGGGUACUACUCUUGGAAUAUGAACAGCAUGUGACUAAAAAAGAUCACAUAUAUUUAGGUGAAGAGUUCUCUUUGUCCAAUUAGUUUGCACCCUUUAGAAAUGCCAUCCACACUGCUCUCCCCACCCCCAUAAUAUUCAUAAAUGUCUCCGCUAAAGGCCAGUGUGUUCCAACACUGGACAAAGCUCCUGUUUACUGAACCUUGUGCUUAUUCAACAGUGCAGUCUUUGCACCUCCUAGUGAGCGAGUCCUUGUUGGAUCACUAUUACAUAGGCCGGAGGAUAAGGAGUGGCAUAGUAACUUUACUUCUCGGCUCCCAAUCUGAUAUGCGGGGAUGGCAGAAUCUACUGAGGAAGACGUUUGGAGAAUUGAUGUCAAGUACCCAUUCAGAGCUGGGUUCCAGUGCUGCAGUAGGAGCCAGCUAUUUGUUGGCUCAGAAAUUCCUGUGGAAGAGAGAACUUGCCCAAAUUAGCUGAUUGAUCUUGUGAUUCCAGUGUUUCUGUGUUUGGUACGAAAAGCCUGUUGGGGAUGUGGUACUGGUGACAUUCAUGAAUUGUAGCUGCAGCUUUUACUAUUACAGACAGGGCUCUUACAUUGUGUGAAAUCCCUUAUUAGAAUGUCACAUGCAGACAUAUAAACUGUCUCCUUCCAGCAGUUCAGAUGUUUUUAACAGGACAGAGGAGGGAGACUAAUAGGUCUGUGGCUGCCUCAGUAUAACGUUCAAGAUUGGCAAUUUUAUAAAGGGUAAUGCUGAACAGUUUAAAUUUAAUUAUUGCAAUUCUGUUUCUCUAAUCAUGUGUCCAAGCAUUAAUUUUCCUUCUGGAUUGACAUCUCAGGCGGGGAACUAAGAUUAGUAAGAUGUGUGUGGGAUUCAAAAUCUCUUCAGACAUUCCUAUUAGUUCCUCUCCAUGAGCUGUCCAUUCCACUGUCAGUGAUAGAACUUUCUGACAGUUUCAGCCCUACUUCUAGAUUACUUUUCCCUCUUCCCACUAACUACCACCUCACCAAAAUAGCUUAUACAAACAUACACACUUGACUAUGUCUCUGAAUUCCUCACUUGUUCUCUGUUCUCGCUUACCCUAAACACUGCCAACCUGUCUCUUCAACUUAGCAUCUGUUUGUUGUACUCUUGAAAGCACUUUUUUUCUACCUUGAAGGCACUUUAUUAGUGGUGGUGUGUUGUUUGUUGUAAUUGAAAGCUCUUAGUUAGAGCAUUUAGCUAAUUUAACACAAGCAGGAGGUCAGCCCUUGGCCCUUCUACAAGCUGUUUGAACCACAGCAAAUACAAAUACUUCCAAACACGGUGUCUUCUGAAAUAGUUUAGACCCAGCGUUAACCUGACCUUUCCUCACAAAUCCCAAACAGUUUCCUAACUCAGUCGAUCUAUUAUACUAGUCACAAUUUACAAAGACUAAAUGAAGCACACCGGAGACUUACCUGCUGGUUUCUAGAUGAACUGCUGAAAAUGUGCAAAUGACUUGAUAAUCUCUGCUGUGCUGAACAAUUGGAUAGUUUUCAUGAAGCCAUUCCCCAAUGAAUCUGAGUGCACAGUAGGACCAACUCCCAGAGCUGUUUCCCCUGUUGAAUCAGGUGCUUAUGCCCUCUGUGCAUUAUGUAUACAGUUGAAUCCUAAUAUACGCUUACAUCCAGGGAUGGCUGGAACACAAACACUUCUUCCAUGAUCACGUUUCCUUGUAAGGGUAGAGUGCAUUUGGACUGUGAUGUGACCUGCAGUUUUCCAGACAGUACCUCUUGCUGGUAGCUCAGCUGAUUGAUUUGAAGAGUUGAAUGGAGAGCAGAUGUCUCCAGCCAGUGAUGAGGGAAAGUCAGAGAGGGAUGUGUCCCCUUCUGCUACUUGGUCCCAUAUCCAGCUGAGAACUUCAGAGGCAGUGUCAGGCCUUGGAGGAGAGGACUAUGUUCCUCCCUUUGUGACUGGGGAAUCUGUGAUUCAUUUCUGCAAUCUUUCACAGAACCUUCAAACUUGCAGCUAAGAAACUGCAAUUUCAAACAAGGUAGCCCCUUUUAAUAUUCCUCAGUUUGUAAUAAGUAAAGUCGAACUAUCCCUUACUAAUGGGGACAGACUCUGAUUCAAUAAUUGGCAAAUAUGUAUAUCUGGAUUUCACUGUACCCAUAGCACUUUAUAUCCCUUUCAGUGGCAGGAUUUGAUCUGUAAUAAAUUGUUCUGAAUCGAACUUGCCACAGCACAAGCAUAACUUGUUACUUCUGAUUGAUUGCUAGAGUGUUGGAAGCAUUAUCUUGCUGGCACCUGUUGUGAAUAUCUUCUGGGGCAGAAAAGGACCCAAAUAGACCAUGUGUGUAUAUAUUUACAUUAUUUAAACAGGUUAGAACAUAAAAACCAAGGUUUAUAGAUCUGUAGUUUACAUUUGAGAUUGACUACCAUAUUUAUAUUGCUAAGAUUUGCAUAUCAAUAAUGUUGAAGCAGCACUGUUUAUCCUAAGUGAAUCCAUGGUUACUUUGAAGGAGAAAUGAGAGGUGAAGAGAAAGACAAGAUCUGAUUAUGAUUCAAGUUGCUGGGAGGAGCUGGAAGCUUUGAUAGAUUGCUACUACAAUAUGUUAAGGUGCUGCCUUCCCCCAGCUGUUUUUCAGUACCCAUCUGGUGCCUGUCACUGCCUCUGCAGCCAGGAGGGUAGCAUGGUGUGACCAGCAAAUCCCCUCCCUUUCACCCACUUCACCCUCCUACCAACCAUGCUACUCUAUGAUUGGUCAAGAGGUGAGUGUGUUUGUAUACGGAUCUCCAUUAUCUUUCAUUCACCCUCCCCCACCCUCUCCCUGUUCCCUUCUGAUUGGCACAAAUGGUGCCUCUAAUGUCUCUUCCUUGCUGAAAUAAUUUCAGACUGAUGUUUUAGGUGCUGUACUGUUUGCUCAGAUGACGAGCAAAAGGGAUACAAAAUAGGCCACCGGGCUUCUCUAUUUGAAUCCAUGUUGUGAAGUGUUCUCUUUGGUGCCAUUAGAUUCUGAACAAUGCAUGACUGGAUAAAGCACUGUAUCAAAACUGCAUGGGACAGGCUGUAGAUUGACAACUGGGAUCUUUGUACAUCUGAGACAGUCCUGGCAGCUUGUUAAGAACAAGCAUAAAGUCCUCAUCCAAACAAUGCAAGGUGGAGGAGCUUUACUGAGAUAAUAAAGCAAUGGAAAAUGUCCCAUCCUGAGACUGAUAUCACCUUAUGGUUUGCAUCCUUACCUUUCAGCAAAGUCUACGUCCAACAUUACUGUCAGCAAAGGUUCCAAGCCUCCAAUACAUACCUUCUGUGAGAAGGGGGUUGAAUAAAAUCCAGCACCUUCACUUUUAAGCUGACACUAGGGAAUCCUCUUCAGAUUAUGCAUGAGUGUUUCAAUGGAAAAGUCGAUACCUUUUAGCCAAGUCUGGAUUGAACAGGACAGUGGCAGGACUGAUUCGUCCCUUAAAACAGAAGCCCACCUAGUUGGACAGGCUAUUGAGAUAUCUGGUUCUCUAACUAUUACAACAAGCGAAUUGAGCCAUAUUGAAAUGAAGUAAACCACAUCUUGGGACAAUGCUGUUUACCUCUACCUCCAAUGAAAACUGGUGAAAUGAACUUUUGCCUUCUCACAAGCUCAGAGGCUAUUCCUAUUAAUGUUAUUUUAAAUUGCUUUUGAAUUCCAUUUUAGUGGGUGUGAUUUCACUUACACCUUGCAUUGAGAAUCUAUACGUUAAUCGUGUAAGCCCCUCACCUCCAAUAACAAGCUAAAAGCUGCAAAUGGAUCUGGUAGUUUUUGGGGAAAAAAAAGAGGUUGAGUUGCAGGUAUGCUGUAGAGGUUGUGAAAGUCUGCUACCUGAAAGUGUGACACCAUUAUCUCAAUGCUAGAUCUAACUAAUUUUUUUUUUAUCUGGACCUCAGAAUACCCAGCAACACCCCCAAGUCUCAUUCUAAGUGUCAGCUAGACCACCUGUUGAACUCCGAGGCAACUUGGUCAUGCUUUGCAUUGGAUCCAGUGGGAUUGAUGGUAUACCCGGCUCCCUUGACUUGUACUUUAAGACUUAUUUAGGUAGGCUAAUAUUGGGGUGUUGUUCCCACCAUGAUAAGACUGGAAUUAGGGACAAAACCCACAAACUCUGGUGGAUUGUGCAAGAAUUAUCAGUGUUGCCUUACCUUGGAACACUUAGAUCAUGUGCUCACUGAAAACUGCCACCAGGGUCUGAACAGAACAGUAAAUAUUAUGACAUGUAUGCAAUAUGAAGGGAGUGCCAUUUUUAAGUUGAGUUUAUUCUCGUUAGUACAGAAAAACUCAAUUGUGAUUAUGCCUUUCUCUAAUUCUACUUUGUAAUAUUCAAUGAUAGAAAAUGUGCAGAAAACCUAGCUUACUGAAACCACACAAAAGAAUAGUUUGCAUUUUCAGUGGUGCAAAGAUAUGUCCAGUGCUGUGUUAAUCAUGCUCUUCCCAUAUACUUGUAUAACCUGCUUAAUUAUGCAAGUAGCCAAAGCUCCUUAUUUUCUAUGUAAAUUUGAAUUGCUUAAAGGAAUAUAUUUACAUACAUUAAUUAUUUGCAUAAAAUGUUAGCUCUUGGGUGCACCCAUCUGCUCGUUUGCAUAUUCCACCACUAACCAGCACCAAUCAGAAUCCACAUUGAACUGACGGGGUAGCAGAACACACCCUUCUUGUGAGAUUAAAGACACAAAAUGCCAAAAACGUAGAAAUAAAAUAAUAUCAGAAAUAAA
Molecule: messenger RNA, 9542 nt
Organism: Chiloscyllium plagiosum (whitespotted bambooshark)
Lineage: Eukaryota; Metazoa; Chordata; Chondrichthyes; Orectolobiformes; Hemiscylliidae
Product: oxysterol-binding protein 2-like
Cellular component (GO): plasma membrane; perinuclear endoplasmic reticulum; cytosol
Molecular function (GO): cholesterol binding
Source: RefSeq, a predicted model, not a curated record